Peromyscus californicus insignis is the source of this 3738-nucleotide messenger RNA. It is a transcript of the gene Pcsk7, whose product is annotated as proprotein convertase subtilisin/kexin type 7. Lineage: Eukaryota; Metazoa; Chordata; Mammalia; Rodentia; Cricetidae. The coding region runs from base 549 to 2912 and encodes 787 amino acids. Gene Ontology annotation, cellular component: trans-Golgi network; Golgi membrane. Gene Ontology annotation, molecular function: serine-type endopeptidase activity. The record is from RefSeq and is a predicted model, not a curated record. The transcript is spliced from 17 exons. Gene Ontology annotation, biological process: protein processing.
GAGCCGGCGACCCGGUGGAGGCGGACGCCGCUCUGAGGAGGUGACGGGGGAGAGUCAAGGCCAUGGCAGUCCGAGGGAGAAGAGCCACGAGGGGUGUUUAGAGGUCGGAACCGACAUGGUCCUUUCAGAGGACGCCAUGAAGGACGAGGGCCCUCUGGGGCUGGAGGACACCGGGCGCCGAAGCCCGCCCAGCCCGCACGAGCCCGUGGCGGAAGCCGUCGGCGGGGCGUCGGCCGAGCGCCCGGUGCUCGGCGCGCGGCGGGGCGACAGGUCGCAGGCCCAGGCGCUGAUUGGCUGCGGCGCCAGGCGGAAGUGAUGUUGCUGUCAGUGGCUCCUCCGGCUCCCGGGAAGCCGCGAGUUUCCGCAGGGAGGCGGCGGCGGCGGCGGAGGAGGAGGAGGAGGAGGCUGCUGUGGGUCUGCAGCUUGUGUUCCCAGUCAACACUGCUCACAGUGAAGGUGACACCUUUCCUCCAGUUUCACAAAAUGAAUGUGACGUGGUUACCCAGACCAAGACCUAAACUUCGCAGAGAGCCCAGCCUGCUGUUCUGAUGCCGAAAGGGAGGCAGAAAGUCCCACACUUGGAUGCCCCCCUGGGCCUGCCCAUCUGCCUCUGGCUGGAAUUAGCCGGGCUCUUCUUUAUGGUUCCCUGGGUCAUGGGCCUGUCAGAGGCAGGUGGGCUUGACACCUUGGGUGCAGGGGGGCUAAGCUGGGCCGUACAUCUGGACAACCUAGAAGGAGAGAGGAAGGAAGAGAGUCUGACGCAGCAGGCAGAUGCCGUGGCCCGGGCAGCAGGCCUGGUGAAUGCUGGGCGCAUUGGAGAGCUUCAGGGGCACUACCUCUUUGUCCAGCCCGCUGGGCACAGGCAAGCCAUGGAGGUGGAGGCCAUGCGACAGCAGGCAGAGGCUGUGUUAGCCAGGCACGCAGCUGUGCGCUGGCAUUCAGAGCAGAGGCUGCUGAGGCGGGCCAAGCGCAGCAUCCACUUCAAUGAUCCCAAGUAUCCGCAGCAGUGGCACCUGAACAAUCGACGGAGCCCAGGCCGAGACAUCAAUGUGACAGGUGUGUGGGAGCGAAAUGUAACUGGGCGAGGGGUGACAGUGGUGGUGGUGGACGAUGGAGUGGAGCACACCGUCCAGGACAUUGCACCCAACUAUAGCCCAGAGGGUAGCUAUGACCUCAACUCUAAUGACCCAGAUCCUAUGCCCCACCCUGAUGCGGAGAAUGGUAACCACCAUGGGACCCGGUGUGCAGGAGAAAUUGCAGCUGUGCCCAACAACAGCUUCUGUGCAGUGGGUGUGGCCUAUGGGAGCCGAAUAGCAGGUAUCCGGGUGCUGGAUGGACCACUCACAGACAGUAUGGAGGCUGUGGCAUUCAACAAGCACUAUCAGAUCAAUGACAUCUACAGCUGCAGCUGGGGCCCAGAUGAUGACGGGAAGACAGUGGAUGGUCCUCACCAGCUUGGAAAGGCCGCCUUACAACAUGGAGUGAUGGCUGGUCGCCAGGGCUUUGGGAGUAUCUUUGUGGUUGCCAGUGGUAACGGGGGCCAGCACAAUGACAACUGCAACUACGAUGGCUAUGCCAACUCCAUCUACACUGUCACAAUAGGUGCUGUGGACGAAGAGGGACGGAUGCCUUUUUAUGCAGAGGAAUGUGCCUCCAUGCUGGCAGUUACCUUCAGUGGUGGAGACAAGAUGCUUCGGAGCAUUGUGACCACUGACUGGGACCUUCAGAAGGGCACUGGCUGCACGGAAGGCCACACAGGGACCUCAGCUGCAGCUCCUCUGGCAGCUGGCAUGAUAGCCCUCAUGCUGCAGGUGCGGCCCUGCCUCACAUGGCGGGACAUCCAGCACAUCAUUGUCUUCACAGCCACCCAGUAUGAGGAUCGUCAUGCAGACUGGCUCACCAAUGAGGCUGGCUUCAGCCACAGCCACCAGCAUGGUUUCGGCCUGCUCAACGCUUGGAGACUCGUCAAUGCAGCCAAGAUCUGGACGUCUGUCCCUUACUUAGCCUCCUAUGUCAGCCCUGUGCUGACAGAAAAUAAGGCUGUCCCUCGGUCCCCCCACUCCCUGGAGGUGCUAUGGAAUGUCAGCAGGAUGGACCUGGAGAUGUCGGGGCUGAAGACCCUGGAACAUGUGGCAGUGACAGUCUCCAUCACUCACCCACGACGUGGCAGCUUAGAACUGAAACUCUUUUGUCCCAGUGGCAUGAUGUCUUUGAUCGGCGCACCCCGCAGCAUGGACUCGGAUCCUAAUGGCUUCAAUGACUGGACCUUCUCCACUGUGCGGUGCUGGGGGGAAAGAGCACGAGGCAUCUACAGACUGACUAUCAGGGAUGUAGGAGAUGAGCCGCUCCAGAUGGGCAUCCUCCAGCACUGGCAGCUGACCCUGUAUGGCUCCAUGUGGAGUCCAGUAGACAUCAAGGACAGACAAAGUCUGUUAGAAAGUGCUAUGAGUGGGAAAUACCUGCAUGAUGACUUCACUCUGCCUUGCCCGCCUGGGCUGAAAAUUCCUGAGGAGGAUGGUUACACCAUUACCCCUAACACACUCAAGACCCUGGUGCUGGUGGGCUGCUUCACUGUCUUCUGGACCAUUUAUUACAUGCUAGAAGUAUACUUGAGCCAGAGGAACAUGGCUUCCACCCAAGGUUGUAGGAGCGGACAUUGCUCCUGGCCCCAGCGGAGCCAGAACUCCAGGGAGGUGGGGACAGAGCUAGAAUCAAUGCCUCUAUGCAACAGCAAGGACCAGGGUGGAGUGGAGUCAGAGAAUGGGGGCUGUACCACCACCUCUAGCUUCCUGGCCCCAGAGCUACUCAGUGAAGGAGACUGGAAUCUGUCCCAGAGUGGUAAGAGUCUCCUGGACCGUCCUCAGCACCAACCCCCAGACCUGCUACAGGUGAAGGAUGGACAGAUCUGCUGACCCCAGGGCCCAGAGUCCUCCAUGUGCAACAGGCUCUUUCUCAAAUUGGUGAUGAGGCUUCCAAUCAUGGAUGCUCAGGAGAGAAAAUGGUCCUGAUUUUAGUGACAUCUGGAAGCCAAGGCCUCUGAAGCAUUCUUGGUACCCUCAGGAGGAUGAGGGCCAUCUUAAGAGCAGUGGUAGAAGACUGGUGAUCAUAGGUUCCUCUAGCUGAGCUUUGCUGAUAAGCCUUGGACAAGGGAUUGGCACCUACACCAGGCAGCCCUUGGUCUCACCCCUCUGAGGCUGGUCAGUGAUCUAGGCCACCAAGACCUCCACCCAUUCAUGAGUUAUGCAGAUGCCUGUGUACCCAAGAACGCUCUCAACAGAAGUGUCAUUGUACAGAGGGCCCAGAGGAAAGGCUGGCAAAAGCCUGGGCAUGCCUAGCUCAAAAGCAGCUGCCUCCAUUACCCUUUGCUCUGCAUCUGGUCCAAAGCCAACCUCAAACCUGCCCCAUCCUCCACCACCACUCUCCCUUCCUGCUGAAGGUGAAGCUCCUGGGAGACUGGGAGGCAUGUGAUUCCCAGCACCCCUGCUGCCUCAUUGGGGAAGUUGUCUGGUAGGACUACAGAGAGCUGAGACACUAAUGUCAAAGACAGCUUGGGAGCCACUGCCUGUGACCACCCUGUCUUCCUCUGCAAAGUGCUCAGGGAAAUAGCCUUCAUUUCCAAGGCCAGCUGUCUGCCUGACUUUUCCUCCAUUCUUGGCCUUCUCCCCUUCCCAUCUUCUGAGCUGAUUGUUAAUCUGAAUUUUUUAAUGCUUAAGAUUUGAUUUUUACUUUUCACAGCAA